AUGUUAAAAAUUAUUGAAUCACGAAUUAAAAAAGCUAAAAAAGUAAAAGAGUUUAAAGAGUUUCAAAGAGUAACAGAAUUGAAUGAUUCUAUUCAUGAAGAACUUGAUUUCCAUGAAAUGGUUAGGAAGAUGAGAGUAGAUUUAAUAAUUAUAAUUGUGGAAAUGGCUUUAUUGGAAAAAGACCAGAUUGAAAGUUUAAGAGAAAAAUUGAAUCUUGUUUAUGAUGAAAGACCUAAAGAUUUAGCGAUGAGGAUUUUAUUUUAUAAUUAUAAUGAAAUCCAAGAAUUAACAGGAGAUGAUUUGACAAAUGUAUUACAAGACGAAAAUAAGUUUCAGAUGUUUUACAACUCUUCAAUGAUUAAAAAAAAACAUUAUCAAUUAGAAAUUGGUUUUGUUUAUAAAAAAGUUAAAGAGAUAAAAACAAUUAUUAAAUCAAAAAUUGGUUUAAUUCACUUCUGCUAUUCAAAUUCAGUAUGUGAACAACCUCAUCAAAUGUUGAAUGAUCAAUAUGAUUAUUAUUGUUUAAUGUUUAAUGAUAUACAACACCCUUAUCGUUCUAUUCCUUUUGUAAAAAAUUUCUUUGCUUCUCCUCCAUUUUUAAAUUCAAUGUUCUCACGUUGUUUUUCAGAUGAAUGUUAUUCGAGAUAUUAUCAUUUUAAUAAUGGGAAUUAUGAAUGGUUGACAACCAAAAAAAAACCAAAGUUUAAAGAAUGUGAAUGUCAUCAUGGGAUUUUUGUUGAUCUUCAACAAAAUGAAACAGAAUGUCCAGAAUUUGGGAUAUGUUAUUCUGGGGAAAUUAAUAUAGCAGAUUUUCCUUUUGGAGUUGGUGCUGUGAGAAUUGCUUUUCAUGGAUUUGAUAUGGAUAAGAACGAAAUUAUCAUCAAACAAUUUAAAACCAAAAAUAUGAUGGGGUUUGAAAGUUAUGUUGAUACGGUUGCUAUGCAUCUUCAAUGUCAGUAUGUUAGUCAUUUAUUUGAGUCUUAUAUUAGUUUAUUGAAAGAAGGAAAAACAAUUGAAGAAAUUACAAUGUCAGAUAUUCUUUCAAGAAAAGAAGAACUCGAAUCAAAUAAAAACAGAAAAACAGAAAAUGAACAAAAAGAAAGAAAUGAACUUGACUCUAUUAAGAAAGUUACUUUUAUUCCUUUAAGAUUAUUUAUUGAAACUCCAAGAACAUCUUCACUCAGAAGACAAUUCUUUGAUUCAAAAAAAAUUAGUGUCAAUGAAAUUGAAAAAAUGGCAGUAGGCAAAACAAUAUGGUUUAUUGAACAACCAUUAGUUGGAAGUUUUGAAAAGUACAAUUCAAAUAACUCAAGCGUUAAUUAUUGUAACUAUAGUUAUACUAUGCAGUGUUUCUCUCAUUUUUCUUACUUUAUUUCAUCAAAGUCUUUCAUUAUCACUGACCUUCAAGGUGUAUUUCGUAAAGAAGAUAAUCUAUAUGAACUAACAGAUCCAGCAAUUCAUCAUCAAUUUUUGUCCCAUUAUUUCUUUGCAUUUACUAAUCUUGGAAACACUGGAAUAAACCAAUUUUUUAUAACCCACAAAUGUAAUAAGUAUUGUACAGCAUUACAAUUACCUCCUCAUCCUUUCCAACCAUCUGAGCUUUAUAAAUAA
Molecule: messenger RNA, 1611 nt
Organism: Entamoeba nuttalli P19
Lineage: Eukaryota; Evosea; Mastigamoebida; Endamoebidae
Product: MHCK/EF2 kinase domain family protein
Exons: 1
Coding region: 1-1611 (536 amino acids)
Biological process (GO): protein phosphorylation
Molecular function (GO): ATP binding; protein serine/threonine kinase activity
Source: RefSeq, a predicted model, not a curated record